CCAUGGGGCGCCCCUGGAGCCCGCGACCGCCGCCGCCCGUGGUGCUGCUGCUGCUGCUAAGUGCGGGGGGCCCCCUUCUCACAGAGAGUCGGCUCAUUAACAGCUGUAUCCAGGCCAGGAGGAAGUGCCAGGCUGACCCCAUUUGCAAUGCUGCCUACCACCACCUGCAUUCCUGCACCACUGGUAUAAGCACCCCAUUGCCCUCAAAGGAGCCAUCAGUCCCUGUGGACUGCUUAGAGGCAGCACAGCCCCUCAGGAACACCUCUCUGAUAGGCUGUACAUGCCAUCGGCGCAUGAAGAACCAAACUACCUGCCUGGACAUCUAUUGGACUGUUCACCCUGUCCGCAGCCUUGGUGACUAUGAGCUGGAUAUCUCCCCAUAUGAAGACACAGUGAUCAGCAAACCCUGGAAAAUGAAUCUCAGCAAACUGAACAUCUUCAAACCAGAUUGGGACCUCUGCCUCAAGUUUGCCAUGCUGUGUACUCGUAAUGACAAGUGCGACCAGCUGCGCAAGGCCUACGGGGAGGCGUGCUCCGCACCCCGCUGCCAGCGCCACGUCUGCCUCCGGCAGCUGCGCACUUUCUUUGAGAAGGCGGCGGAGCCCCACGCGCAGGGCCUUUUGCUGUGCCCGUGUGCACCCACUGACCGGGGCUGCGGGGAGCGCCGGCGCAACACCAUCGCCCCCAGCUGCGCGCUGCCUUCUGAGGCCCCCAACUGCCUGGAUCAGCGGCGCCUCUGCUUCUCCGACCUGCUGUGCAGAUCACGCCUGGUGGAUUUCCAGACCCACUGCCAUCCCAUGGACAUCCUAGGGACUUGUGCAACAGAGCAGUCCAGAUGUCUGCGAGCAUACCUGGGGCUAAUAGGGACUGCUAUGACCCCCAACUUUGUUAGCAACACCAACAUCAGUGUUGCCUUAAGCUGCACCUGCCGAGGCAGUGGCAACCUGCAAGAGAAGUGUGAACGGCUAGAAGGGUCCUUCUCCCACAACCCCUGCCUCAUGAAGGCCAUUGCAGCUAAGAUGCGUUUUCACAGCCAGCUCUUCUCCCAGGACUGGGCAGGCACUACCUUUUCUGUGAUGGAACGCCAGAAUAAAAACCCUGCUCGGAGGCCCCAGCCCUGGGCGCCCGCUCUUUUCUCCUGCACACUUACCUUGAUCCUGCUCCUGAGCCUCUGGUAGCUGGACUUCCCCGGCGCCCUCUUCCCCUCCACCACACCACGCUGGACUUGCAGCCUGUGAGGAGUGAGGAGAGGACAGCAUCAGAAAGGAGUUGCAGUGCUCAGUGUGACAAUCCUGAUCCCACCUGGCAGGUCCAGUCUGCUCCAGAUGAGGGAGGCCACAGUAGAAGCUAGGGGCUAUGGCCUCCAGAUCCCAUUCCCUCCACCCCUACCUCCACUUCUGACUCAGGCUGCCCCUUCUUAGGACUUGGUGACCACAGUUUAGCCAUGUCUUCUGGUAAAUAACCAACUCCACCGAGCUCUUUCCUGAUCCCUUCCUCCUGCCCACCAGGAUCAGCCUGAGUCUCACAAAUCAGUCAUUCUCUAUUGCAUUCUCCAGGUAGGCAGGGCUAGGUGUUCUGAGGCAGCCUAGAAAGACA
Messenger RNA from Galeopterus variegatus (Sunda flying lemur), 1596 nucleotides. It is a transcript of the gene GFRA3, whose product is annotated as GDNF family receptor alpha 3. The record is from RefSeq and is a predicted model, not a curated record. Bases 3 to 1178 code for a protein of 391 amino acids. The transcript has 8 exons. NCBI's taxonomy places the organism in Eukaryota, Metazoa, Chordata, Mammalia, Dermoptera, Cynocephalidae. Gene Ontology annotation, biological process: nervous system development. Gene Ontology annotation, molecular function: signaling receptor activity. Gene Ontology annotation, cellular component: signaling receptor complex; external side of plasma membrane.